Molecule: messenger RNA, 2631 nt
Organism: Sphaeramia orbicularis (orbiculate cardinalfish)
Lineage: Eukaryota; Metazoa; Chordata; Actinopteri; Kurtiformes; Apogonidae
Gene: prmt8b
Product: protein arginine methyltransferase 8b
Exons: 10
Coding region: 797-2014 (405 amino acids)
Biological process (GO): chromatin remodeling; peptidyl-arginine methylation, to asymmetrical-dimethyl arginine
Cellular component (GO): plasma membrane
Molecular function (GO): protein-arginine omega-N monomethyltransferase activity; protein-arginine omega-N asymmetric methyltransferase activity; histone methyltransferase activity
Source: RefSeq, a predicted model, not a curated record
AAAUGUCGUCUGUGAAGCAGACAUUUAUUUCUUUUCUUAUCUUUUAAUUUUUCCUUUUCCACUUUAUAUCUUCGCCACGACAAUUUAUGUCGUCCUUGUGGCAGUGCGUACACCAUACACAUGUACAGUUUGGGAGCCUUUUAACUUUAUCUCCUGGAAACCCAACAGGAUUUCGCAAAGGACUUUACACGGCGCGCGUAAUGGGAAUUGCGCGACUUUCGCUCUGCUUGGCACAGAAGUGAUAGAUGUCAUGUUUCAAACGGACGAAGCAGCAUUUGUUCAAGCUUUUUAUGUGAUCUGGAGUUUUGUUUCUAGUGCGCAGCUGGGUGCCUGUUUUGAUCGUGGGCGAUCGGACCAGAUCUCUUAUCCAGAUAUUUAAAAUGAGCGAGCAGGUAGGCGCUCCGGGUAUUGCGAAAGGACACCUACACAGUGCGUCUUGGUGUUAAUGGAUAUAGACUCCUGCUGGGAUCAAACCUACAACCCUUCAGUCGUUCACCGUCUCUCCAGUCAGUAGAUUUUCGAGUCAGCCUGAGUUCUUCUAAAACAACCUGUAUGACAAUUACAGUAUGGAUUAUUGGACAGUCCACCUCUUGAAAAUCCAUUUAACAACUUUUCUGGGGGGAUUUAUUUAAGGAGGUCCAAACCGUGAUACCAACCAAUGUUUCCCACUAUGACUGCCAUCUUUACAUAUUCUCAUAUAAUCGGAGGCAUCGUGUGAUUUUUGAUACGUUUUUUAUUUAGAUUUCAGACUAUCCGUACACUUUAAAGAGUUGUAGCCUAAAUCUCGUCGGCUCUCAUGGGACUGAGGCAUUCGUCGCGUUGUUUGCUGCUACGGCGGAAGAUGGCGGAGGCGGACAGCUCGGAGCGGCAGCAGCCUGUUACAUCCCCUCUGUCUCAGUCUGCUCAGCCCUCCCCACUGCCCAAACCAGUGCCUACUACCCACCAUGUGCCCUGUGUCCCCCAUACACCUCAUGUAGCAGCUCUGGCCACCUGUGCUGGUAGAGGCAAAAUUGCCAAGUUCAUCAGCCCAGAGGAAAUGACAUCACGGGACUACUACUUUGACUCCUAUGCCCACUUUGGCAUCCAUGAGGAGAUGUUAAAAGAUGAGGUUCGGACGCUCACCUACAGGAACGCCAUGUACCACAACAAGCAUGUGUUUAAGGAUAAGAUCGUCUUGGAUGUUGGCAGUGGCACAGGGAUCCUUUCAAUGUUUGCUGCCAAUGCUGGUGCCAAACAUGUGUAUGGGAUUGAAUGCUCAAGUAUAUCAGAAUAUUCAGAGAAGAUAAUCAAGUCAAAUCACCUGCACAAUGUCAUUACCAUCUUCAAGGGCAAGGUGGAAGAGGUGGAGCUGCCUGUGGAGAAGGUGGACAUUAUCAUCUCAGAGUGGAUGGGCUAUUGCCUCUUCUAUGAGUCCAUGCUCAACACCGUUAUCUUUGCCAGGGACAAGUGGCUGAAACCUGGAGGCUUGAUGUUCCCUGACAGAGCAGCUCUGUAUGUGGUAGCUAUCGAGGACAGGCAAUACAAGGACUUCAAGAUUCAUUGGUGGGAAAAUGUAUAUGGAUUCGACAUGAGCUGCAUUCGCAAUGUAGCCAUCAAAGAACCUUUGGUGGAUGUGGUAGAUCCGAAGCAGGUGGUGACUAAUUCUUGCCUUUUAAAGGAAGUGGACAUCUACACUGUGAAGCCAGAGGACCUAUCUUUCACCUCAGCCUUCUGCCUGCAGGUCCAGCGUAACGAUUAUAUCCAUGCCUUGGUGACCUAUUUCAACAUUGAGUUCACCAAGUGUCAUAAGAAGACUGGCUUCUCCACUGCUCCAGAUGCUCCCAGUACACACUGGAAGCAGACGGUGUUUUACUUAGAGGACUAUUUGACUGUCAAGAAGGGAGAGGAGAUCUUUGGCAGUAUAGCUGUCAGGCCCAAUGAGAAGAAUGUGCGUGACCUGGAGUUUACCCUUGAACUCGACUUUAAAGGGCAACUAUGUGAAGCUGCAAUUUCCCAUGACUACAAAAUGCGUUAGUGACAAAGAUGACACAGUGCGGACCUUCCCUCAGCCCCUCUGGACACACCUGAAGAGGGGGAGGGCACAGGCUCUCCAACAAGAAUUCCAGGUAGCCAGCGUGGGUGAUCAGAGGCAUUGCACUGGAUGCCUCCUUGCCAGCACCUGAAUGAUGACAUAGAGUAUCUAUCAGCAAUAGUGCCAUCUCCUGUACCAACUUGAUUGACUGGGGCACAUCGUUGAAUGUAACAUCCUAAAUGAACUUGAUUUUUUUUUUUUCACUAGUUUCAUGAAAUGUUAUUUUGAGUAACAAGAACAGCAUUUCAGAGUAUUUCUAUUGUCCGUGCAGCUAACUGAAGCUUUGGUCAGUGUGUUGUUGAGAUGGUUACAGCACAGUCAUUAACUGUCUUUCCUUCAGCCAUUUGUUAAGAUUUGGUGUGUGCUGUAUAAUUGUGUUGAGAGUGCAGUAAUAACUGUGUUUUAUUUUAUUAUUAUUUGCAUGUGAACGUUUUAUGCCUCACAGAGAGAUGUGACAUGUAAUUUUAUUUAUGUGUUUAAUUGAAGAUGAUGAAGAACAACUGGUGCCAGAAUAAAACAGAACAAUGCCUCAGAACAGUAACAAAUACAAUGCAAUAUGU